AUGGGGUUUGGGGUGAGGACGAUGCCGAGGGUGAGGGAUGAGGAGGGGGUGGAAGGGGAUGAGGGUGGUGGGUGAAGCGAGUGAUGACGGGGGAUAAUGUGUUUGGGUUGGGGUGAGUGUGAUGCGUGGGCGUUGUGAGGCAAACAAUGUAGUGUUUUCUGCGCUUGGUCAUAUUGCCUUAUUGCUAUGGAGUGUCGAUCAAGGUGGGAGAUCGGCUUGCUUUUGCUUGCUUCUGUUAAGAAUGGUUUAUUUAUUGGUUGUACACACUUACACGGAUUCAAAAAGAGUGGGAGCAGACUCAGCAGAGGACUUGGGUAAGCAGUUAUGCUAAACGCAGUUAUCCGUUUUAUUGUUUACUGACUGGAGCUUUCCACCCUGGUGGAGGGUUAAAUAGUGCAAUAUCUGUCGCACAGAAAGCAACGAUGGAGCUCACUCGGAUUAUGGCAUGAUGUACCCACUCCCUGUGGCCACUUCGGACUGAAUGCCGGACCGCGAAUACCCAAUUGAUGCG
Chaetomium fimeti is the source of this 511-nucleotide messenger RNA. RefSeq lists its product as uncharacterized. Bases 122 to 331 code for a protein of 69 amino acids. Lineage: Eukaryota; Fungi; Ascomycota; Sordariomycetes; Sordariales; Chaetomiaceae. The record is from RefSeq and is a predicted model, not a curated record. The transcript has a single exon.